Molecule: messenger RNA, 882 nt
Organism: Musa acuminata AAA Group (dessert banana)
Lineage: Eukaryota; Viridiplantae; Streptophyta; Magnoliopsida; Zingiberales; Musaceae
Exons: 6
Coding region: 253-675 (140 amino acids)
Biological process (GO): mitochondrion organization
Cellular component (GO): nucleus; mitochondrion
Source: RefSeq, a predicted model, not a curated record
UUAAAUCCGGACAUUCAUGUCGAUAAGAAACUUGAAACUAAAUCUCGUGACGUCUUCUCGGCUAUACAAACCGAGUCCUCGCUUCCCGAAUACCCAUUUCACCGCUGCGCCUUUCUAGGGUUUCGACCUCCUCCGGCUCUUCGCUUGCGUCGCUAUUCGCCGUCAUGCCUCGUCGAAGCUCUGGUGGCUUCUUAUAGGCUUGCUAAUCUAAUUGGUGAUACGAAUCUGGGUUUUUUUCUGGUGAUUUUUAGGAUGCAAUAUAUUGGUUGUCGUUCGGCCCCUCGUGCUGCUCGACGUCCUGCUCCUGUGAGGAACCCACCCCAACCUGCACGUCAAGCUCCGCCUCCAGCUCCUGUUCAGGGUGGUGGAUCUAUCCUGGGGGGAAUUGGAUCCACCAUCGCUCAAGGUGUGGCAUUUGGCACGGGGAGUGCCGUUGCUCAUAGGGCAGUCGAUGCUGUUAUGGGGCCUCGCACCUUCCAGCAUGAGACCAUUGCAUCCGAAGCUCCUACUGCGGCAGCACCUGCCAACCCAGUGAAUUAUGCUGGCACAGAUGUAUGCAGCAUCCACUCGAAGGCUUUCCAGGAUUGCAUCAACAACUAUGGGAGUGACAUCAGCAAGUGCCAGUUCUACUUGGACAUGCUGAACGAGUGCCGCAGAGGAUCUGGUGCCGCUUGAUCUCUUAUUAUUUCAGACUUGAUGAUCCCUUGUUUCAAGUAACAAUAAUAAACCCUGGUGUCAAGAAAUGACUUGCAACUUACUUUGUCUUACUUAGUAUGGUCACUAAUAAUAAAUCCACUACUUGUAAAAAAAAAUCUCUCAAUUGAACAUAUAUCAUGGAUGUUUGAACUUCUGUUUUUCAAUAAUUGUUGCUUUUGUUUUUAA